Messenger RNA from Branchiostoma belcheri (Belcher's lancelet), 4030 nucleotides. Its product is annotated as valine--tRNA ligase-like. Gene Ontology annotation, cellular component: cytosol. The record is from RefSeq and is a predicted model, not a curated record. Gene Ontology annotation, biological process: valyl-tRNA aminoacylation. The transcript is spliced from 26 exons. The coding region runs from base 73 to 3354 and encodes 1093 amino acids. Gene Ontology annotation, molecular function: ATP binding; valine-tRNA ligase activity; aminoacyl-tRNA deacylase activity. Lineage: Eukaryota; Metazoa; Chordata; Leptocardii; Amphioxiformes; Branchiostomatidae.
CCCAUCCCAUGAUGCAAUACCCGCAGCCGUGUGAGCAAGAUCAGCGAAAGCAAGGAAGAUCCGGUCUUCCGCAUGCAACACUGCACAAGCGUCGUCUUUACACAGACUAGGGCGAUUCUGGGGAAACUUCCGAGGGUUUUGCAACUUACGAGCCACCUCACGACGUCGGGAAGAAUGGAGAACGGGCCCGAAGGAGCGGCUAGCGCGGCGGCUGCCACCACCGCGGCGGCCGGCGGGGAACCGGCUGUGCAGAAGACCGAGGCACAACUGAAGAAAGAGGCGAAACAAAGGGCGAAGAUGGAGAAGUUCCAGGCCAAACAGGAGAAAAUGGCAGCACAGAAGGGCGAGAAAAAGUCAGAAGAAAAGAAGGAGAAGAAGAAGGAAAAAGAGGUCGUGACAUACGACAUUCAGACCCCGCCUGGGGAGAAGAAAGAUGUGGCCAGUGAAAUGCCCAAUGCUUACAGCCCCAAGUACGUAGAGGCAGCCUGGUACCCCUGGUGGGAGAAACAAGGAUUCUUCAAACCUGAGUAUGGGAGGAAGAGUCUACAGGAACCCAACCCUAAGGGACAGUUUGUGAUGGUGAUCCCCCCUCCCAACGUGACUGGUUCGCUCCACCUGGGUCACGCCCUCACCAAUGCCAUUGAGGACAGCAUCACCAGAUGGCACAGGAUGAAAGGGAAGACAACUCUGUGGAACCCCGGCUGCGAUCACGCAGGCAUCGCUACGCAAGUCAUCGUGGAGAAGAAACUCCAGAGAGAGGAGGGUCUGUCUCGUCACGACAUUGGGAGGGACAAGUUUGUAGAGAAGGUCUGGAAGUGGAAAAAUGAGAAAGGAGGGCGGAUCUAUGAGCAGCAAAGGCUGAUGGGAAUCUCUGUGGACUGGGAACGUGCAGCCUUUACUAUGGAUGAGAAACUGUGCAAUUGUGUGAAGGAAGUCUUUGUCAGGCUCCAUGACGAGGGGAUCAUCUAUCGUAGCAACCGGCUGGUCAACUGGUCCUGUCGCCUCAAUUCUGCUAUCUCUGAUAUUGAGGUUGAUAAGAAGGAGAUACCAGGCCGUACCCUCCUGGCUGUGCCGGGGUAUGAGGAGAAGGUUGAGUUUGGUGUGCUGGUGGAGUUUGCCUACCCUGUGGAGGGAUCAGAUGAGGAGAUUGUUGUUGCGACCACCCGUAUUGAGACCAUGUUAGGAGAUACGGCUGUAGCUGUGCACCCACAGGACGACAGAUACAAGCACCUCCACGGGAAGUUUGUCCUCCAUCCCCUGUUGGAGCGCCGCAUGCCCAUCGUGUGUGACGACUUUGUGGACAGGGAGUUCGGCACAGGUGCUGUGAAGAUCACCCCUGCCCAUGACCACAAUGAUUACGACUGUGGGAAGAGGAACAACCUGGACUCUGUCACCGUCAUAGAUGACAGCGGACUCAUGACAGAAGACUGUGGGGACAGGUUCAAGGGCAUGAAGCGUUUCCAUGCCAGGAAGGCCGUGUUGGAGGCUCUGAAAGAGAAGAACCUGUACAGGGGAACAAAGGACAACCCCAUGGUGGUCCCAACGUGCAGUCGUUCUAAGGACGUGAUAGAGCCCCUACUGAAGCCCCAGUGGUACGUCAACUGUAAGGACAUGGCCGCUGCUGCUGUGGAGGUUGUUCGUAACGGUGAGCUGAAGGUGAUCCCAGACUUCCACGAGGCGACGUGGUACCGCUGGAUGGAGAACUGCCGUGAUUGGUGCAUCUCCCGCCAGCUGUGGUGGGGACACCGCAUCCCAGCGUACUUCAUAUUAACUGUCAACGACCCCAGCAUUCCACCAGGAGCUGAUGUUGAUGAGAAGUACUGGGUCAGUGGCAGGGACGAGGCUGAGGCUCGCAGGAAGGCUGCUGAGAGAUUUGGGGUGUCAGAAGACAAGAUCUCUCUCAGACAAGAUGAGGAUGUUUUGGACACCUGGUUCUCCUCUGCCUUCUUCCCCUUCUCCAUAUUUGGCUGGCCGGAACAGACCGAGGAGUUUAAGUUGUUCUACCCCGGGACCCUCCUGGAGACAGGACAUGACAUCCUGUUCUUCUGGGUUGCUCGUAUGGUCAUGAUGGGACUCAAGAUGAUCGGCAAACUGCCCUUCAAGGAGGUGUACCUGCAUGCGUUGGUGAGAGACGCCCACGGCAGGAAGAUGAGCAAGUCUCUGGGGAACGUGAUCGACCCUGUCGAUGUCAUCAACGGCAUCACGCUGGACAACCUGCACAAACUGCUGGAGAACAGCAACCUGGACCCACGGGAGGUCGCACGGGCGAAACAGGGACAGAAAGAGGAUUACCCCAACGGUAUCCCAGAGUGUGGCACAGACGCCCUGAGGUUUGCCCUGUGUGCCUACACCUCACAAGGCCGUGACAUAAACCUGGACGUGCUGCGUGUCCAGGGUUAUCGCUUCUUCUGUAACAAGAUGUGGAACGCCACCAAGUUUGCCCUCAGCAGCCUGGGGGAGGGAUUCCAGCCCAGGUUUGAGGCCAAGCUGUCCGGUAGUGAGCGUCUGAUUGACCAGUGGAUCCUGAGCAGACUGGUGGCCGCCGUGGACGCCUGUAACCGCGGGUUUGAGAACUACGACUUCCCCCUGGUGACCAACGGCGUCUACAACUUCUGGCUCUACGACCUCUGCGACAAGUAUCUGGAAAGCAUCAAGCCCAUUAUCUACGGGAAAGACGAGGCAGCAAAAGAGACGACCCGGCAGACGCUGUACACCUGCCUGGAGGUGGGCCUGCGCCUUCUCAGCCCCUUCAUGCCCUUCAUCACUGAGGAACUAUGGCAACGGUUACCACGACGAUCCAACGAGGCCCCGCCCAGCAUCUGUGUGGCGUCAUACCCAGAGGCAGAAGAGUUUCCAUGGAGACAGGAGAACCUGGAGGAAGAGCUAGACUUUGUUCACGAGGUGAACUGCAGAGCACGGUCCAUCCGGGCAGAGUACAACCUCACCAAGCAGAGGCCUGAACUGUACCUGCAAUGCUCGGACAACUCGGUUGCUGGGAUGUUGAACAAGUACACUGACAUCAUCACCAUCCUAUCCCAGAGUGGAAAGGUCGUGACCCUGGUGGACCAGGCCCCGCCCGAGGGCUGUGCCAUCCUCACUGUGUCCGACAAGUGUACUGUGCACCUCUUACUCAAGGGCAUGGUGGAUGCCUCGAAGGAGAUCACUAAGCUGGAAGGGAAGAAGUCGAACCUGAACAACCAGGUGGACAAGAUCCUGAAGGAGAUGAGCAUCCCUGACUACGAGAACAAGGUGCCGGAACAGGUGCGGCAAAGGAAGGACGAGAGGAAAGCACAGAUGGAAGGGGAGAUAGAGGCCAUCACCAAGGCUAUUGAGAACUUCCAGAAGCUUCUAUGAGCAUCUAGGCUUUAGCUGUUCAACUUGACCCCCUGUCAAGGAAUUGGGACCAUCCAUAUUUCUAUAGGGUCAUCAGCUUUUGGAAUAGUCCACCUUAUGGAAAAGGGAUGAAAUAAAUUUCGGCAAGUUUAACUUUACAGACAGAAAUUUAUGUUGGUAUGAAUUGGAGAAAAUAUUUAUCAUCAUCUAUUAUUUCCAUGCAAAACUCUUCUACUUAUUGAUACUUAUACAAACAUGAAUACAACUGUUGAAAAUGUUUUAUGAAAAUGUAGAUACAAGAAAAAAUGUUAGGUUUAUUCUCUACAUGUGAAUUUAAAAGUUUGCGUCACCCAACAUUGUUUAUGUGUAGGUAUACCACAUGUAUGGAUUAUUCAGAAGAUAUUACUUAAGUUUUAAGGUAUGAAAUGGAAUGAUGAAAAAGGACUCAUUCUGGUGAAGAAUCAAGUAAGUUGCAAGUCUGUUUUCAAAGUAUUAAGAUAGUCAAUCAAGUGAAAUUGUAUCAAAAUAAUGCAACUCAUAAUCUUCUCAUGUGGCUGAAAUAUAAUGUCAUGAACCAAACACUUCUUGGGAGGGUUCACAUCUUCCAAUAUUACGAAACACUUCAAUCUAUAGACUAUACUACAAGAAAGGCAGACUGUUUAAGUGUUAAGACUGCAAAUUUAUGUCAUAGGUAAAG